AUGGCUGAAAACACCAGGUAUCGUUCUCUAGAAGAACAGCUCAAGAAACAGGAAGUUCGACUUCAAGAGGUAAUGGAGACCAUGGCCGCAGCUCAGACUUCCUGCCAGAAUAGCUUGCAGCAGAAAUUCCAAGAGGAGCUCGGACAGAACAACGCGAAGGUAGAGGCGAUGGUAGGCAACCUGGAUCAGAGGUUCAGUAAGAUGGAGAUGAAACUCAAUGCACUACUGAAGGUGAUGAUGAAAGAGAAAGGUAUGCCGGAGACAGAGGCAUGCUCAUCAGAACCACUCCUACCGACUCCUCCACCGCAUUUUAAGCUCAUGACUUCCACAGAGGUGCAUGGAGCUCAGCCAGAGGUUAGAGCUAAGACUUUUACUCCCAGCUUACCACGACUUGAAAUGCCUAUGUUCGCAUCUGGGAAGUGGUCUCGUGAUGUGGUUGAGGAAUUCAAUAAAUUACAACAAAAGGGGACAGUAGAAGAGUAUGAGGAGAAGUUUGAGGAAUUGAAAACACUCAUGUUGAUCAGGAAUCCUAGGCUGGACGAAGGUUAUUUCAUAUCCAGUUUUAUUAGUGGUUUAAAGGAUGAGAUCAAACCAAUGGUUAAAAUGUUCAAACCCCUGACUCUUUCCAAAGCAUUUGAGGUUGCGGAAUUGCAGGAAUGCUCCAUAGAGACCAUGUCCAAACAGCCUAAGACUCCAGGCAGGACUGCGGUUGACCCUAAGUAUGGGAUGUUUAGAAACCACAGUAACAGCCAAAACAGUUCCAGCUCCUAUAAACUUCCUGCUAUUGAUCCUACUAACAGGAAGGUUGACACGAGAUCAGGGAGAUGUGGGGAUAAAUUUGGGAUUGGUCAUCAGUGUAAAUCUGGGGGAUUGAACUGUGUAGGUAUAGAGGAAGAGGAUGAAGCUGAAUUCGAGGAUGCGGAAGGAGAACAAGAUGAGCUCACUGGGAGGGUAGGAGAAAUGGCUGAAUUGGCUAAAUCUCUUCAGCUUCCCUACCAAACAGUCAGACCUUUUACUGUAACUUUGGCAGAUGGCACAGACAUCACAAGUGGCACAAUUUGCCCAGGGGUUAGAUGGUUAAUACAGGAUUACCAGUUUCAAUUCGAUCUGAAGAUAAUGGAGUUAGGAAACUGGGAUAUCAUCUUAGGAGUUGACUGGAUGUGUCAAUUCAGUCCCAUUACGUUUGAUUUCCAUGCACUCAGUAUUGCUCUUAGCAGCAGGGGUGACUUACUACAUCUCCAAGGCCAUAUUAAUCAACCUGUGAUGGAAUUAGUAAGGGGUAAAGAUCUUAGAACAUUUAUACAAGAAAAGCAAAGGAGCUGUGCCUUCCUACAGAUGGACCCCCAGGGAGAUCAAGAGGAGGAUAUCCCAGAACAAGUGACUUCAGUACUACAGCAGUACUCUCAGGUGUUUGCAACCCCUCAGGGAUUGCCUCCGGAGAGAGAACUAGAUCAUCAGAUUACUUUGAAACCAGGAGCAGAGCCAUUCAAACUUAAGCCAUACAGAUAUCCCUACGCACAUAAAUCUGAGAUUGAAAAACAGGUUGCUGAAAUGCUUACAAAUGGGAUUGUUAAGCACAGUUGUAGUCCUUUUGCUUCUCCUGUGCUGUUGGUUAAGAAAAAAGAUAAUACUUGGAGGCUAUGUGUGGAUUAUAGGAAGCUAAAUGAACUUACUGUAAAGGACAGGUUCCCUAUCCCAAACAUUGAUGAGCUGCUGAAUGAAUUACAUGGGAUUAAGUACAUGUCUAAAUUGGACCUCAGAGCUGGAUAUCAUCAGCUAAGAGUCAAGACAGCAGACAUACAUAAGACUGCUUUCCAAACACACCAUGGUCAUUUUGAAUUUUUGGUGAUGCCAUUUGGCCUCACUAAUGCACCAGCUACUUUCCAAUCUCUGAUGAACAGAAUAUUUCAACCUUAUAUGAGGAAGUUCGUGUUAGUUUUUUUUGAUGACAUUCUGGUUUAUAGUCCUACACUGGAGGCACACGCACAGCAUUUGAAGAUUGUGUUGAGUAUCCUAGCUGACAACCAGCUGUAUUGCAAAAAGUCUAAAUGCUCUUUUGCUCAGACUUCAGUGGAGUAUCUGGGACAUAUCAUUUCUGAGCAUGGAGUGAGUAUGGACAUGAGUAAGGUGGAGUGUAUCCAGUCAUGGCCUACCCCUGGCACAGUUAAGGACUUGCGAGGGUUCUUGGGUUAA
This is a messenger RNA of Coffea arabica (coffee), 2193 nucleotides long. The record is from RefSeq and is a predicted model, not a curated record. NCBI's taxonomy places the organism in Eukaryota, Viridiplantae, Streptophyta, Magnoliopsida, Gentianales, Rubiaceae.